Messenger RNA from Ooceraea biroi (clonal raider ant), 1380 nucleotides. It is a transcript of the gene Rpt6, whose product is annotated as 26S proteasome regulatory subunit Rpt6. Gene Ontology annotation, molecular function: ATP binding; ATP hydrolysis activity. Lineage: Eukaryota; Metazoa; Arthropoda; Insecta; Hymenoptera; Formicidae. The record is from RefSeq and is a predicted model, not a curated record.
AUGACGCUCACAAAUAAGAUGGAUGUCGAUGACAAGAAUGCCAAGGGAGAAGGAUUUAAACCGUAUUAUAUCACGAAAAUCGAGGAACUACAGUUAAUCGUUGCCGAGAAAAGUCAAAAUUUAAGAAGAUUGCAAGCACAGCGUAAUGAGCUUAAUGCAAAAGUGCGUAUGCUGCGAGAGGAGCUACAACUCUUGCAGGAGCAAGGCUCGUACGUAGGAGAAGUGGUUAAGCCUAUGGACAAAAAGAAGGUCUUAGUCAAAGUACAUCCCGAAGGCAAAUUCGUCGUAGACAUUGACAAGAACAUCGAUAUCAACGAUGUGACGCCAAACUCGCGCGUGGCGUUGCGCAAUGAGAGUUACACGCUACACAAGAUACUGCCGAAUAAAGUCGAUCCACUUGUCUCGCUCAUGAUGGUAGAGAAGGUACCAGAUUCCACGUAUGAGAUGGUUGGAGGUUUAGAUAAGCAGAUAAAGGAGAUAAAGGAAGUCAUAGAGUUACCUGUCAAGCAUCCAGAAUUGUUCGAUGCUCUCGGGAUUGCGCAGCCCAAAGGUGUGCUGCUGUAUGGGCCACCAGGUACUGGAAAAACUCUGCUUGCAAGAGCAGUCGCACAUCACACAGAGUGUACCUUUAUUCGUGUCUCUGGAUCUGAACUGGUGCAGAAAUUUAUUGGGGAAGGCUCGCGUAUGGUGCGCGAACUUUUCGUGAUGGCCAGAGAACACGCACCAUCUAUAAUAUUCAUGGACGAAAUCGAUUCGAUUGGAAGCUCCCGAAUUGAAUCUGGCUCCGGUGGCGACAGUGAGGUUCAACGAACCAUGUUGGAACUGCUGAAUCAGCUGGACGGCUUUGAGGCGACGAAGAACAUAAAAGUUAUCAUGGCUACAAACAGAAUCGACAUCUUGGACCCGGCGCUGUUGCGCCCCGGGCGUAUUGAUCGUAAAAUUGAGUUUCCGCCUCCAAACGAAGAAGCCAGAUUGGACAUCUUGAAGAUUCACUCUAGAAAAAUGAAUCUGACACGUGGAAUAAAUCUGAGAAAGAUAGCUGAACUUAUGCCCGGCGCGUCGGGAGCGGAAGUCAAGGGUGUCUGCACGGAAGCUGGAAUGUACGCUUUGAGAGAACGUCGCGUUCACGUAACUCAAGAAGAUUUCGAGAUGGCAGUAGCGAAAGUCAUGCAGAAGGAUUCUGAGAAAAACAUGUCAAUUAAGAAAUUAUGGAAAUAAUCAGCUCUGCAAUUUUUUCAAUACCACGGUCUCAUUAUUUUCAUUGUUGCAUUCUUUAAGCAAACCAUUUUAACUGAAAUGCAGUGUAUUUAGAACACUCGAACAUAGAGGAACUUUAUAUAAAAUUAGCAAUAACAAUAAAAAUAAUCUUCCUACAGUGGC